Molecule: messenger RNA, 1960 nt
Organism: Physeter macrocephalus (sperm whale)
Lineage: Eukaryota; Metazoa; Chordata; Mammalia; Artiodactyla; Physeteridae
Gene: NOXA1
Product: NADPH oxidase activator 1
Biological process (GO): superoxide anion generation
Molecular function (GO): superoxide-generating NADPH oxidase activator activity; protein binding
Source: RefSeq, a predicted model, not a curated record
AGGAGGCCUGGCGCACCUGGCGCUCCCCGGCCCGGUCCGCCCCGCCCCUCACCGAGUACCUGGCGCCGGUGUCGGUCCCCGACACUCCCGUCCUCCUCGGAGGGCCCCCGCAGCCCCACGCCGGUCUCCGGAUCCCGGGGCCCCUGCUCCGCGGUCCUCGGCCCCCAGCCAUCCCACCGGACCCGUGACGGGACCUCCAACGCCGCCGGACGCGCCCGCCGCGCCCGCCGCGCUCCGGCCAGGAAUCUCCGACUUCCGCCGUGGGGCCGGGCUGGUGUUCACGUCGUCAUGCCCUCGCUCGGGGACCUGGUGCGCGACUGGCACCGGGGCGCGCAGGCCGUGGCGCGUGGGGACUGGGACUGCGCCCUGCGCCUCUUCUCGAGCGUCCCGGAGCCGCCCGCCAGGAUGAGCUUCAACGUGGGCUGCGUGCACCUGCUAGCCGGGGACCCGGAGGCCGCGCUGCGGGCAUUUGACCAGGCAGUGACCAAGGAUGCCUGCAUGGCUGUUGGCUUCUUCCAGCGAGGAGUGGCCAACUUCCAGCUGGAGAGGUUCCAGGAGGCCCUGUCCGACUUCCAGCGGACCCUGGCACAGCUGAGGGACAACGCCGCCAUCGACUACACCCAGCUGGGCCUGCGGUUCAAGCUGUGGGCCUGGGAGGUGCUCUUCAGCGUGGCUGCAGUGCAGAGCCAGUUGGGGCUCUGGGCGGAGGCCACCCGCACCCUAGAGGAAGCCAUCUCCAAGGGGCCGGAAGGGGCCCGCGAAGACCUGGACAUCGCCCUAGGCCAAGUGCAGAAACAGGCCCCCCUGCAGCCUCGGCAGGUCCCCAGGGGUGAGGUCUUCCGGCCACACAGGCGGCACCUGGAGCACCUGGAGCCCAUGGAUUUCCUGGGCAAGGCCAAGGUGGUGGCCUCCGCCAUCCCUGACGGCCCGCACGAGGACGCCCGACCUCAGCAGCCACAGGUGGGUGGGCAGCCUUCCAGCCACCUGACUUCUCCUCUGACGUUUUGCAGGCUCUCUGCGUGCGAGCUGAAGCCAGGCCUGCGGCUGCCGAACGGGCCCGUGACACAGGCCCCUCUGGACCUGGUACCCGCUGUGGCCCCAGGACCCCCCUUGAUGCGGAGAAGGAGGUCAGCUCUGGCCAGGCUGGGCGGGCUGACCAUGGCACACUGGUCACCAAUGAUGAGCGGGCUGUCUUGCAGGCCAUGCUCCUCACCACUGGCUCUGCUUGGACAGUGUCUGGGCGCCACCCCAGACGAGCUCCAGGCCCAGGGAAAGCUACCUCCACCCUCAGGGCCCCACCCCGGCCGGCAGAGCCCCAGCCUGUGGCUUUCCUUGCAGAGGCCCCACGUGGAGCAAGUUGGCCAGCGGGUUCCUCCAGGGCUGCUGGUGGCUGGGGGGCCGGGCCCUGGCUCCUCUGAGGAUCCUGCAGGCGCUGGGGGCGUGGCUGCAGGGGGCCCCGAGUCCUUGGUGACCUUCACAGUGCAGUGCACCUUCACCCUGGCCCUGAGGGCCCCAAGAGGAGCUGACCUGUCCAGCCUGCGGGCCCUGAUGAGCCAGGCCCUCCCUCCCCAGGCCCAGAGUGGGCAGCUCAGUUACCAAGACCCUAGUGACCGCGGGGGCUGGGUGCCCCUCACCGGGGAGGAGGCACUGCAGAGGGCCUGGCGGGGCGCGGCUGCCGGCCCUGGGGAGCUGCGGCUACGGUGCCAGGGAGUGGGCGGCCGGCCUGUCCUCUACCAGGUGGUGGCCCGGCACGGCUACUCCGCCCAGGGGCCCGAGGACCUGGCCCUGCAGCCAGGAGACACCGUGGACGUCCUGUGCGAAGUGGACCAGGCGUGGCUGGAGGGCCACUGCGACGGCCGCAUCGGUAUUUUCCCCAAGUGCUUCGUGGUCCCGGCCGUCCGACGCACAUGAGGAGCUUGGCGCUAAGAAGUCCGUGGCAAGGAGGGUUUAAUAAAGGCGA